CACCUACCCAUUGAGUCGUUAAAACUCGCUCUGGCUGGGAACCGGUACCAGGCUGUGAACCCAGUACCUACCAGCCUUACGUCCAGUGGCUCAACCAUGACACCACCAAGGUCGGUGAAAACACCCAAAACAAAUGGACACCGAAGCUAAUGAUUGGGUGGAACACAUUAAAAAAGAAAUGACAAGCUUGUCAUCAUUAAAUGAUGAAUUUCCAGUGUAUUUAGUACCAAAUCAAUUUCUCACAGUCAAAGGAGAAAUGGUGAUGCGUGUACGUGGAGGAUGGCUGUCACUGUGUGACUCCAAUAAGCGCAUAAUACGUGAAUGGGAGUUGACUCGGAUACGGCGUUACAAGGAGGAAAAUAUAAACACUUUUUGGAUUGAAUGUGGCAGAACGAGCGAAACUGGUGAGGGAAAGAUGACAUUUACAUCCACUGCUGCACAUUGCAUAUUGGAGAGAAUUCACGAAGAGGCAGUGAACCUGAUCAAGAAGUCAAAGCCUCCUGCCUGGACAGCUCAAGAAAGAAGCAAUUUAUCAGUACAAGUUCCCAUUGGUGUGAACAAACAACCAAUGUUAAGAUGUCCAACCAAACCCGACUAUCCACUGGUGCAUCAACACUUUGUUUCUGAGCCUGAUGUAUCAGAUUUUGCAGGAUAUUAUCCUAAACAGGUUGAUAGGCAGCCUAAAUUCCAAAGACCUUUGCUGUCAGAAAGUACACAUAGUUCCAGUCCACAGGACAAUUCAUGUACUGAUAAUAUUUCUACUGCCUGGUCUACAAAAGGUGGAGAAAUCCCUCGUCAAGAUGACCAGAGAGACAGUGGCUAUUUAGAUUUGACGAGUUUCCAAAAGAGUUUUAUGUUGCCAUCACCACCACCCAUUGCUGAUGACAUUAACCUGUUGGACAGUACACAGAGUCCACUGCGACAGAAUGAGCUGCAAGACAUGGAGGUAUUUUCUUCACAGAGUUCUGCAGGGCCUGGCAGACGUCGAUGUUUCACCGACCCUAAGCCAGAGGGUAUUCCAGAAGCUGAUGUUCAGUUAGAUCUACCUGGAGAUCACAUGUGUCGUCCACCACCUGACAACACUGACUCUCGGUAAGAGGGUAUUCCAGAGACUGAUGCUCCGUUCAUUCUACCUGGAGA
Gigantopelta aegis is the source of this 1140-nucleotide messenger RNA. RefSeq lists its product as uncharacterized. Gene Ontology annotation, biological process: cell surface receptor protein tyrosine kinase signaling pathway. The record is from RefSeq and is a predicted model, not a curated record. The transcript has 5 exons. Bases 134 to 1096 code for a protein of 320 amino acids. Lineage: Eukaryota; Metazoa; Mollusca; Gastropoda; Neomphalida; Peltospiridae. Gene Ontology annotation, cellular component: cytoplasm.